Molecule: messenger RNA, 897 nt
Organism: Ceratosolen solmsi marchali
Lineage: Eukaryota; Metazoa; Arthropoda; Insecta; Hymenoptera; Agaonidae
Product: transcription elongation factor 1 homolog
Exons: 2
Coding region: 439-687 (82 amino acids)
Biological process (GO): transcription elongation by RNA polymerase II
Cellular component (GO): transcription elongation factor complex
Molecular function (GO): RNA polymerase II complex binding
Source: RefSeq, a predicted model, not a curated record
AAUAAGGGGCUGCUACUAGGUCGCAGCAGCCCCGCGUUUAUGUCAAUUGUGAAGCGUCACCCGCUGUGCAUUCGUCAAUUGUCGAGCAUCGAGUGCAAGAGGGUAGUGAGAUCACGUCAACAACGUCGUUUUAAGACGAUACAGAGAGCUCGGCUUUUCGGGCUUUCCGCGAAAGUACAAUAUUUAUUCGAAACCGCGCAUUCUAUUGGCUUCAGCGCGUACAACGCCCGCGCGACACUCCACCGUCCAUCGUGUAAAAAAGCGAGACGCAACGCUCGUAUAAUCAGAAUCGACAUCGCCGAAACAACAGCCGAGGGUUUGUUUGAGAAAUUGAGGCGAUUGUAGAGGGAAGUCGCUGGAUACGUAAUAGGAGCAACGUCAAUGCAAUAUCGUUGAAUUACCAUCCUUUCUGGCGUAAUAUAAUUAUUUAUAAAGCAAAUGGGUAGAAGAAAAAGUAAAAGGAAGCCGCCCCCAAAGCGAAAAAAUAUUAUGCCUCUGGAUACGCAAUUCAAUUGUCCGUUCUGUAACCACGAAAAAUCUUGUGAGGUUAAAAUGGAUAAAGCACGGAAUACUGCGAGAAUUACUUGUAGAGUAUGCCUUGAAGAUUUUCAAACCACUAUAAAUCUGCUCUCUGAACCAUUGGACGUUUAUAACGAUUGGAUCGAUGCAUGUGAAAGUGCUAAUUAAAUUGUUCGAUAUCACUUUUGAAAAUACACACUAUAAAAUAUCUUGUAAAGAUUAUCGACGAGAAAUUUUCUAUUAAUUUGAAUAUUGGUUUAUUUUAAAAUAAACUAAAAAUUAAGUUUUUAGUGGACGUUGUGGCAAACCAAUGUUAUCGAAAGUGUUUGUUAAAGUAGAUAUACAAUAACUUUUAAUAACCAACUUUGAGAAGUAAAU